Molecule: messenger RNA, 1224 nt
Organism: Cutaneotrichosporon cavernicola
Lineage: Eukaryota; Fungi; Basidiomycota; Tremellomycetes; Trichosporonales; Trichosporonaceae
Exons: 3
Coding region: 1-1224 (407 amino acids)
Biological process (GO): monoatomic cation transport; transmembrane transport
Cellular component (GO): membrane
Molecular function (GO): monoatomic cation transmembrane transporter activity
Source: RefSeq, a predicted model, not a curated record
AUGUCGACGGAGACGACUAUGAUCGAGACAGUCAUUGAGCCGCGUUCCUCUCCAUCACUCUCACCAACCCCUCCACUCUCACCCACCUUCGACGGACAUGGUGACAUUGAGCUGAACAACAUCGCUGGCGUUGUCGCGCGCGAAGCGGGCGAGCGCGAUCCUCUUUUGCUGCGCGAUCGCAUCGUCCCAGACGAGCAGUUGCAGCUGCUGCGUCGACGCACACGCGCCGACUCCAAGGUCGCCAAAUUCUAUGAGGCACAGAAUGACCAUAUCGGCCGCCUCCUCAAGCCCAUGCACGUCCAUACUGCUGAGGGUGCCGAGGCUGUCGAUAGCAUGGCGCUCAAAGUCAAGAUUGCGGUCAACGUGUCGUUUGUCGCCAACAUCAUCCUUGCCGGUGUGCAGUUGUAUGCGGCCAUUAGCUCGAUGUCGAUUGCGUUAUUUGCGUCAUGUGUGGACGCGGUGUUCGACCCCUUUGCCAACCUCCUCCUCUGGCUCUCACACCGGGCGGCAAAGCGCGCAAACCACGAAAAGUGGCCGAUGGGCGGGAGCCGAUUCGAGACGAUCGGCAAUAUCGUGUACUCGUUCAUUAUGAUGGCCGUCAACCUCAUCCUCAUCGUUGAGGCGAUCAAGCAGUUCGCGAUGCACAAAGGCGACGAUAAACAAGAGUUCCAUCUCGUUCCUCUCAUCUGCGUGUGUAUCGCGUGGGGCGUAAAGUUCCUCCUCUUCCUGUACUGCUUUGCUAUCCGCGGCGCGAGUAGCCAGGUGCAGGUACUGUGGGAGGACCACCGUAACGACCUCUUCGCCAACGGGUUUGCGAUUCUCUCGAACGCGGGCGGUGCCAAACUCGCAUGGUUCAUUGACCCGCUAGGCGGUAGCGUCAUCGCCAUCGUCAUUAUUGGCGUAUGGUGCCGUACCGCUUUUGAGCAGUUUACGUUCCUUGGCGGCAUCACCGCCUCUCCAGACUAUGUCUCGCUUGUGACCUACAAGGCAAUGACGUUCUCGGACGACAUCAAGAUGGUCGACACUGUGCGGGUGUACCACUCUGGUCCGCACUAUAUCGUCGAGGUCGACAUUGUGCUUGACCCACACAUGUCUCUCUGGCGGGCUCACGACAUCUCACAGGACCUCCAGGACCAGAUUGAGGCGCUGCCCGACGUCGACCGGUGCUUUGUCCACGUCGACCACGAGGUGACUCACACGCCUGAGCACCGGAAGACUAAAUAG